This is a messenger RNA of Nyctereutes procyonoides (raccoon dog), 1788 nucleotides long. RefSeq names its product tetratricopeptide repeat domain 31 (gene TTC31). NCBI's taxonomy places the organism in Eukaryota, Metazoa, Chordata, Mammalia, Carnivora, Canidae. The coding region runs from base 137 to 1726 and encodes 529 amino acids. The transcript has 12 exons. Gene Ontology annotation, molecular function: protein binding. The record is from RefSeq and is a predicted model, not a curated record.
GGUCACUGUUGAUAGGAGAUGGCGCCGGUUCCGAAGACAGUGGGGCGGAUAAAGCUAGACUGUCCUCUGCUGCCUGGCUGCCCGCUGGGGGCCGCUGCUGUCCCCAAACUGUGCAAGGAAUUCCGCCCUGAGGACUAUGGCGCCGAGGACACAGUGGAUUUUCUUCGACGGCUUGUGGAGAGUGAUCCCCAGCACCUGCACCAGAUCCAUGUGGAUAGGAGCAGCGGGCGGCUACAGCUGUGGCACCAUGGUGGGGGGUGCCGGGGGCUGGGCCCAAGGAUGGAGGCUGGGCUCUGAGAUCGGGCUCUGGGGAAGGCUAGCCCUUAGAUGCUCCUUUCUCUCAUGUUCCUUUUUCUUUCCCUUCUCCUUAUCCCUCCUGACAGAUUACCUCCUAGACCAUUUCUGUGAUGAGGGGAAAAUGCCUGGACAGAGUGAAAGGACCAAGGGGGCCAAGGGACUGGGGACCUACUGUAGUCUCCAGAAGUCCUUUCUGUAUCCUCCCCAAGGGCCUGAGCCCUGUGCUCCUAGCCCCUCUUCCUCUGCCAGUUCAGACAGCCUCCUGCAGGUGGCCAUGCCCCAGAAGCUCCUGCUGACUGAAGAGGAAGCGAACCAUCUGGCUGAGGAGCUGGUGGCUGAAGAGGAGCGCAUGAAACAGAAAGCAGAGAAGAAACGACUCAAAAAGAAGCGUCAAAAGGAUCGCAAGCGACAGGAGCGCUUGGAGCAGGAGGGCGGGGAGCCCAAAGUUGAGGCCACCCCAAAUGGGGAUGGGAGCCCUCCAUCCAGCCCCAGGAACCUUGCUCAGGGACAGUGUGAUGAGGAAGAGGACUCACUGGAUCUGUCUAGCACUUUUGUGUCUCUGGCUUUGCGCAAGGUUGGGCGCAAGGAGGAUUGGCCUCCUGGUGCCCGCAGAGAGAAGGGACUGAACCCGGAACCUCGAGGCAAAACCCGGGGCCCCCAUCAGAAGAUGCGCCAGGAGGAAGGGAGCUCUCGGAUAGAAGAGAGCCCCAGGCAGAGUCCUAAGGCAGAGGCAUGUCCGGGACUGCUGGCAGCUGCCUUACAGCAGAGCCAGGAGCUGGCAAUGUUGGGUACCAGCUUUGCCCAAAAUGGUUUCUACCACAAGGCUGUGGUUCUCUUCACCCAGGCUCUGAAGCUCAACCCCCGGGAUCAUCGGUUGUUUGGAAACCGUUCUUUCUGCCAUGAGCGGCUGGGUCAGCCAACAUGGGCCCUGGCCGAUGCCCAGGUAGCCCUUACCCUGCGACCUGGCUGGCCCCGGGGCCUCUUCCGCCUGGGCAAGGCCUUGAUGGGACUGCAGCGUUUUGAGGAGGCAGCUGCUGUGUUCCAGGAGACUCUGAGAGGUGGCUGCCAGCCUGACGCAGCCCGGGAGCUCCACUCUUGCCUUCUGCACCUCGCUCUGCAGGAUCGGCAAAGAGGAAUCCGGGAACCACCUGGCUUCCCGCAACCAUUUUGCCGUGCUGGGCCCAGUGUCUCAAACCUCCUGCCUGUCAGCCGCCCUCCAAGCGCUGCUCCAAGAGCCUCUGUCCUGUCUGCACCCUGGCGUCAUCUCCCUUGUCACCCGAGCCACUCCAACUCGCCCAUCCCCCAGACUCUCCAUCUCCAGGGCCCCUCAAAGGGCUCUGGUAUCAAGACCGUGGCCCCAGCAUCUACCUCAGGCCAGAUGAUGGAGGAUCAGUACCUCAUAGGACAGGGCUAUGUGUGUAUCCCAUAGCUCCCUGCAUAUCUUGAGACCUUGUAGUCUAAAACCAUAAUUAAAGAUUCCCCCGGUGGUCA